AUGCACGGUUACAGCUCAUCCGAAGAGUCGGACGACCCUCGUCGUCCGCGCUCGCAACCGGCCUCGUCAGGCAACAACCAGGACCAGAAGAAGAAGCGGAAGAAGAGACUGCCGCCCCAGCAGUCCAUCAACAAAGUAUGGAAGAAGUUUUCGAACCGCAAGUUUCACAAGGCGCUUUCAGUGCUUCCCUUUGACCCCGUUGUCGCACCCCGGUCGGGGUUGGAUCGGCCGAACGAGUUGAUCUCGGAAGGAUACGAGCGGGCUGCUGAAGAAUGCCGGCGCAAAGUCCAAAAGAUUGUCAAGGAGUGCAAGAGAGUCAAUAUGAGAUACCGUGACCCUGGCUGGGAUCUUGACUGGGAUUUAAAGUACGAAAAGGGUAACACGCUCAACUACAUUGGCACCAACAAGUUUGAGGUUAGCAGAUCUACUCUGCUGGGCUCCAAAUCUGUUGUCCCAAAAGCCGUCAAGAGAGUUCAUGAGAUUUUCGACAAGCCCAAAUUCAUGGACCCUGUCGACGGAAGCGAUGUGAAGCAAGGAGGCCUCGGCGACUGCUGGCUCAUGUCCAGCUUGACUGCAUUGGCUAGCGUCGAAGAUGGCGUGAAGCGCUGUUGCGUCGCUUAUGAUACCAAAAUCGGCAUUUACGGAUUUCUCUUCUACAGAGAUGGAGAGUGGGUCUACUCAAUCGUCGACGACAAGCUGUAUCUCAAGUCUCCCUGCUGGGACUCACCGAGCAUGCAGCGUGACCUUCUCCAGCAGAUCGACCGCGAAGACGUUGAAUCUGUCUAUAGAAAGACAUAUCAGACGGGCUCCAAGGCACUCUUCUUUGCCCAGUGCAAGGACCAAAACGAGACCUGGGUGCCGCUCCUCGAAAAGGCCUACGCGAAAGCUCAUGGAGACUAUGCCUCGCUUUCGGGUGGCUGGAUCGGAGAGGGUUUGGAGGAUCUUUCCGGCGGAGUCACCACUGAGCUGCUUACGUCUGACAUUCUCGACCUCGAUGAAUUCUGGGACAAUGAAAUGUCCAAGGUCAACAAGGAGUUUAUGUUUGGCUGCUCGACGGGCCUCUUGGAUUAUGGCUACGGACAGCGUGAUGGCAUUAGUGAGGCCCACGCUUAUGUCGUCACCGAUGCCCGUACUCUUAAGUCAGGCCAACGCCUGGUAAAGCUCCGCAACCCCUGGGGAGAAAUCCGCAAGGGCCUUUGGGAGGGUCCAUGGAGCGACGGCUCCAAGGAGUGGACCGCCGAAGUUCAAGAGGAGCUGGGACACAAGUUUGGCAGCGACUCGGUCUUUUGGAUUUCCUUUGAAGACUUGGUCCGCAAAUACACUCACUUUGACCGGACUCGCCUGUUCAGAGACCCCGACUGGCGGUGCUGCCAGCGCUGGAUCGGCGUCGACGUUCCCUGGAAGGCCGAGUAUCAUGAAAAGUUCCGCAUCAAGCUGACCAAGGACUCUCCCCUGAUUCUCGUUUUGUCUCAAUUGGAUGGCCGAUACUUUAAGGGUCUCCAGGGCCAGUAUAGCUUCCGCCUCCACUUCCGCCUCCACUACGAAGACCGACCUGAUGCGGAAGAUUACAUUGUGCGAUCUCACGGCAACUACUUCAUGAAGCGAUCCGUCUCAGUGGAGCUCCCAGAUCUUCCCGCUGGAAACUAUACCGUUUAUCUCAAGGUAACUGGCCAGCGUGACCAGGAGCAGCCAUCCGUGGAGGAGGUGGUCAAGAGAGAAAGCCAAGGCCGCGUUGAAAACGAAAAGCUGGCGCAAGUUGGAUAUGCCUACGACCUGGCACACAGCAAGGCGUGGGAGCACAUGGACAAGGUCGCCAAGAUCCGCAAGCAGCGAGACCAACAAAAGGCUUCCUCGUGCCGCCAGCAGGAGCGUCGCAGGCAGUGGGAGAGGCGUCACAUCAGCCGUGAGAUCACCAAGAAGCAGAAGCAGAAGAAUGGUGAGAAGAAGGAGCGGAAGAAAGAGCUCAAGAAGAAGGAAGCCGAGGAGAAGAAGCGACCGGAUGUUGUUGAGCCCACCGUCGAGAUCAAGGAAAAGUCUGAAGAUGCGGAAGAGAAGGAUUCCCUCGCUGCAUCCAUUGACGCCAUCGAUGUUGGCAAACUUUCGCUCAAUGACAUCAACGACGGCUCGGAUUCUGAUUCUAGCGGUUCACCUACGGACACUCCAAAGUCGGAGGAAGCCAUCGUCUUCCCUUCGCCUUCAGAAGAGAAGGAAGACGUGCCGCCGAUCAGCGGAGCCCCCCCUGCCUCGGAAGACGCAGCUGAUGAGUCCAAGCCGGCCGCUGACGCUGAGGAGAAGACAACGCCAGCUGAAGAUGCUGCACCUGCCCAAGAAGAAUCAGAUGGAGACUCGUCCGACUCCCCCGUCGAGGACUGGGAAGAGCUGUAUAGCAGCGACGACUACACGCGCAAGCCCAGAUCGUUCCCGUAUCCCAGCCCCGCAGCGCGGGACGACUACGAUACGGAAGAGGAGAAGAUGCCGGCGCCGUGGAACGCCGUGUGCAUCGUGGGCAUCCGCGUCUACUCCAAGGACUCUGAGCUGGAGCUGUUGACGGUGAUGGAAGGUGGGGAGCUGGAUGGGAUGGGCACAAAGGGCCAGGCGGAUCUUGACGAUGCGCAGAAUAAUGCUGGUGGCGUGGGACUUACGGAGGAGAAUGGGGGAGACAUUGGUCUUUCGGUGGAGUGA
Messenger RNA from Trichoderma aggressivum f. europaeum, 2682 nucleotides. RefSeq lists its product as uncharacterized. Gene Ontology annotation, cellular component: cytoplasm. Bases 1 to 2682 code for a protein of 893 amino acids. Gene Ontology annotation, molecular function: calcium-dependent cysteine-type endopeptidase activity. Gene Ontology annotation, biological process: proteolysis. The transcript is spliced from 3 exons. NCBI's taxonomy places the organism in Eukaryota, Fungi, Ascomycota, Sordariomycetes, Hypocreales, Hypocreaceae. The record is from RefSeq and is a predicted model, not a curated record.